GCCUUAUCCACUUCAACCCCGCGGAACAACGCAUUCAAUCCCAACUGCCUCAUCCAUUGCUGGCCAACGAUAAACACGCAUCGCAUGGCCCGAUGCGUUGUCGAUUAAGCAGUGCUCUAUAAAUCUUGUCCGCAUUAGCUGGAGUAUUCCUCCACCUUUGUGCCUCUCUACUGCAUCUCUAUUUACCUACUGCGACUACUGUUUACACUCUAUUUACAAUGGCCGUCCGAGUCUAUCGCCAAAACCGUCGCCGGUAUCACUGGCCAGAACUCCAAUUCAACGUUUGGAUUCUCGUCGUCUUGUCCGGUUCGGCGAUUUGUCUGGGCAUUUUUGCUUGGUUGAUGGCUGUGCAAUCGCAAUUGCAGCUUGGGAUACCAUGGCUAUUCCCCUACAUGGUCGUCUCAGGAAGUCUCGCCGUCUUCUUCAUCAUCCUCCUACUCGUCCUCGCCACCCAACGCUUCCUCCUCCCCGGCAUCGUCCUCGUGGGCAGCUUCAUCCUCUUCGUCCUCUGGCUGACAGGCCUAAUCGAGACCUCGCUGCAGAUGUACGGGAUCGUCGCGAACGUGAGCGAUAACUGUCGCAAUUUCGUCACAAACCAGGAGAGUCAUGGGAAUACGAUGCGGACGCUGGCGUGGCUAACGCAGAAUAAUAUCUGUAAUUGUUGGAAGACGGCGUUUGCGUUUGAGUUGGUGAAUACGAUCUUUUAUCUUUGGAUGAUGAUUAUGGCGUGGCAGGUUAAUCGGGAUGUGUAUGACUGAUGGAUUGAUGGAUUUAAUGACUGCAUGAUUAUGGCGUUGGUUUUGGUUUUGGUUUAUGUAUAUAUGACUGUUACUGUAUUGAUAUGUGAUGAUUUAGAUUCAUUGCCUGGAGCUAUCAUUUAGUACCUAAUCGAACAGGUCUGCUCAG
Aspergillus wentii DTO 134E9 is the source of this 906-nucleotide messenger RNA. RefSeq lists its product as uncharacterized. The record is from RefSeq and is a predicted model, not a curated record. The transcript is spliced from 2 exons. The coding region runs from base 219 to 758 and encodes 179 amino acids. NCBI's taxonomy places the organism in Eukaryota, Fungi, Ascomycota, Eurotiomycetes, Eurotiales, Aspergillaceae.